GCGGAACUACAUUAUGGAAAGAACAGGAAUGACGGAACGUAAACCGGGUUGUACCGCAGCAUGGCCGGGUUUCUGAAGAGCAGCAGGCUUCUGCUCAGAAAAACGACAGAUUUAAGGGUUUAUACGCCUCGGAGGAACCGGGUCAAAGAGAAAUGGGCUGCGACACGUGUCAAGCACCCGCCCACCAGGCUGGCCCUGCAGCAUUUCGACGCCACCUAUGGUGCCCAGCUUGGGGAGCUGUGGCCUUCAGUGCGAGUCGCCCUGUUGACAGAGAAGAAGUAUGGUGCCUUGCUCAAUAAUUUCUCCAUUGAGUCUAGUAUUGCAGAUCUCCAAGCCCAGAGAUGUAGAGACUUCAUCAGCAACAGAUAUGGAGGGGGUAUGUUUUUGUUUACUCUAUGUGAUGUUGCUGAUUAUUUGAGGUCAGUUUACCCAUCAUUUGUCUCUGUAGCUGAACCAUCAGAGGUUGGAGCUGAGAAGCAAACCAGAGAAGCUGAUGCUGAUGAUCAACAAAUGUCUCCUCCACCACUCAGCCCAAAUAUCAAGUGCUUUGUGUUUCCAAGAGGUGAUGUCACUCGGUUUAAGCCUGCAAGACCAGAUAAGCACGGCCUGCUGGGCUACUACCUGAUGGACGCGGCGUCUGUGUUGCCUUGUUUGGCGCUUAACGUUCAGCAAGGUCACACAGUGCUUGAUCUCUGCGCUGCUCCAGGCGGAAAGACCUUGGCGUUACUUCAGACUCAGCUCAUCAGGUUUUUGUGUGUAAACGACGCCUCCGUUUCCAGAACUUCCCGGCUGAAAAAAGUCCUCCACAGCUACGUUCCUAAGCAGUUUCUGACAGAUGAGCAACUCCGCGUCACCUCGUUUGAUGGCACCAAAUGGGGGGAGAUUGAGAGAAACACGUUUGACAGAGUCCUUGUUGAUGUUCCGUGCACCACAGACAGACAUUCACUUCUGGAGGAUGACAACAACAUAUUCAGUCGAAGCAGGAUGGGAGAGAGGCGAAGGCUGCCACAGCUACAGGUGGAGCUGCUGCUAGCGGGAAUCCAAGCAGCUUGUCCUGGAGGAGAAAUCGUCUACUCCACCUGCUCACUGUCUUUAAACCAGAACCUGAGUGUGGUUGAACAAGCUGUAUACCUGGCUCAGGAGAACUUUGGCAUUCAGCUUCAGGUUGUGAAUCUGCGAGGCCUCACGAAGCUCUUCGGCGACACCUUUUGCUUCGCUCCUGACCUCCGCCUGGGAGAGAUGGUUGUUCCUCAUUUAGCUGCCAACUUUGGACCCAUUUAUCUGUGCAAAUUGAGGAGACUUACCUAAACUGCUUUGUUGGACACAUUUCCUCGCAAAGUAAACAAGCUCCUGCUCUCUGAUUCCACAUUUUAUCCAAAGCUGACACAUUUUUUAAGCAAAAAGAGAAACAUGGAGCAUAUUGAGGAAAUUCCAAUUCCAAUUGCUUGCAGUUCCAUGUCUGUCCUCUAGAUGUCCACAGUAGCUCAGCAGUCAGGGUCACCUGUGCAGCUUUUGCCCACUGGAGGACACCAAGCAUUUGUGUACAGUAUAAGGUUUUUUUAGAUUGUCGUCCUGCAAAGAUGAUGUUUCAUAUUACAGAGAAUUAGCUCUUUAACUGCAGUGAAAUGGGCCCCUUUUUCUGUUGUGCUUAUUCAUCAGGUUUGAUAGCUUCGGCUAAUAACUUGCUUUGGUGCAGAAGGACGAGAUAAUGAGCCCGCUGGUAAUGACUUCUUUGACCAUUUGACGCCUCGCAUCUGAAUCAGAGCAGCUUUCAUUACUCUCGCCGGAUUGGCUCCAUUUUGCACAGGCAUCCCUCACAGGUGAAAUCCCCCCCCACCCCACCCGAUACGCAGCCAAAUGUGAGUGCAGAGGUUGCCUCUUUCAGCGUCGCUCCGCAGAUGACCCUUUAUGUUGUCCUGGCCAGGCAAUGUAGCGUGAAAGAAGUGUGCGUGUACAUCUCGUCAGACGAACCCACAUCCCAGUGUCAUUAAGCUGCUCCGAGCGGCGGAGCCGGCUGCCAUCCCCGCGCGGGGACGGACGGCAUCCAUGCGGCUCCCAGAUGAACAUUAAAGAGGCAGCAGAAGGCUGGAAUGGGACGACUCGCCCUGUUCUGGCUCUUUCGCUUUUUUUUUUAUUCCACAGAUGAGUGAAGAUAAUUUUCAGUGAGAUUGUGAGUGAUUACUGUAUUACUGUGGCAAAAAGGGGAUGUAUCAGGGAAUGCAGAGAGAAUUAAUGACACAUAAAAACUAUUUUUGUAUUGACUGCAUUCGUCCCGAGGGCCCCGAACGCCUCUUUGCAUAUCUUGUGAUUACCUAAACGUAUUGUAAAUAUGUGUUUCCUAUGGGUUCCUCCAUAAAUUUACAUGUUUUAACACUCAGGAGACGGCAGACUGUUAGAGAUGAGUUACUCUCUAUUCUGCCUGUCUAUAGACUCGACUGACUGCCUGCUUUAUUAUUGAAUUAGCCAAUGAAGCGCUGCGCUUUUGUGUCUCAGUGUAAGCCUGUGUUCGAAAGACGGAUAUGAUGGCAGUAAUGCUCCCAGAUGUGCUUUCCAAUGUAUUCCAACUGUUUUCCCCUCGCAACACACAGAAAGACAAAUAAACAUUAUUGGAAUGUUACUUUGAGAUUCCAUGUGAGGUCUUAAAUAGUUUAAUGUUUCAUUUACCUGCAUAAAUGGUGAUCACGGUGAUCUGGAAGGUGUCUCUGCACUUGGAACUUAUAGCCUGUUGUGUUGUUUUCUGGGCAGGAAUUGGAGAUAAGUGCUGUAUCUCUGCUGAGAGUGAAGAUUUCAAUGCAAGCAGAUGGGCUCGGGGUGAAUUUAUUUGAAAAACGCAUUGUCAGACUGCAGCUGUUCACUGCAGCUACUGUGUAUUAACUCCCAGUUUACCGGCUGAUGAAAUUCCAGGGAUUCUCCAGGAUGUGAGUGUGAGUGAAGAGCCAGAAAAAAAGCCUCAUGCUGCUGUUAUUUCAUAAAUCGGAGGAAAUAGUAGCUAAUCCUACAACUUCACUCUUUCAAAGCAGUGUUACAUUAUUCUGCAUUACCUUUCAGAUACUUCAGAAGUUAUGGUCAAUAAUCUUAAGUGACGAGAAAGAACAAUGACGAAUAAAGAUCUAUUUAAAA
Oryzias melastigma (Indian medaka) is the source of this 3120-nucleotide messenger RNA. It is a transcript of the gene nsun4, whose product is annotated as NOP2/Sun RNA methyltransferase 4. Gene Ontology annotation, cellular component: mitochondrial large ribosomal subunit. NCBI's taxonomy places the organism in Eukaryota, Metazoa, Chordata, Actinopteri, Beloniformes, Adrianichthyidae. The coding region runs from base 61 to 1308 and encodes 415 amino acids. The transcript has 7 exons. The record is from RefSeq and is a predicted model, not a curated record. Gene Ontology annotation, molecular function: methyltransferase activity. Gene Ontology annotation, biological process: rRNA methylation.